AUGGAAGGUCGGAGCGACUGGCUUGCCUCCUCUUCCCGCCAUGAGGGCUUCGAGCAGAUGAAGCUGAAGAGCAGACCCCGGGAGCCCUCGCCCAGCCUGGCCAGAGUGGCCGCCAACUUCUACAGCCCCGUCAAGCAGCAGGACUACAGCGCCGGCGUUUGGCUGAGGCGGAAAGACAAAUUGGAGCAGUCCCAGCAAAAAUGCAUUGUGAUCUUUGCCCUGGUUUGCUGCUUUGCAAUUCUGGUAGCACUGAUAUUUUCAGCUGUGGAUAUUGUGGGAGAAGAUGAAGAUGGACUUUCAGAAAAGAGCUGUCAAAAGAACUGUUGGGUUGCUCUUGUGGAAAAUAUUCCCGAAGGCAUAAACUAUUCAGACAGUGCACCAUCUCAUUUGUCUCUUUUCCAAGGCUGGAUGAAUUUACUUAAUAUGGCUAAAAAGUCUGUUGACAUAGUUUCCUCCCAAUGGGAUCUCAGUCCCAGUCAUCCAUCUGCAUGUCAGGGGCAACAUCUUUUUGAGAAAUUGCAAGAUCUCUUGUCUGAAAAUAUUGAGAUUAAACUAGUGAGCGAUAUUCUUCCAGUGAAAUCAAAGGUAUUACACAACUUGAAAAAAAAGGGUGCAGAAGUGAUGUACAUAAAUAUGACUGCGUAUAACAAAGGCCAUCUUCAGUCAUCAUUCUGGAUUGUGGAUAAACAACAUGUAUAUAUUGGAAGUGCUAGUUUAGACUGGCAGUCACUGGGACAGAUGAAAGAGCUUGGUGUCGUUGUCUACAACUGCAGCUGUUUGGUGGCAGAUUUACAAAGAAUAUUUGCCUUGUACAGUUCAUUAAAGAACAAGAGCAAAGUGCCAUCUACUUGGUCUAAGAGACUGUAUGCCGUGUAUGACACACAAAACAAACUGAUUCUUAAAUUGAAUGAAACCCAGUCAAAAGCCUUUGUUUCGAUUUCUCCCAAGCUUCUAUGCCCUAAGGACAGAGUCUUGGAUGUUGAUGCUAUCUACAGUGUUAUUGAUGAUGCCCGGCAAUUUGUGUAUGUGGCUACUAUGGAGUACCUGCCUAUUGUUAGAGACCACAAUGAAACAAGGUACUGGCCAUAUUUGGAUGGCAAGUUAAGAGAAGCACUAAUUUUACGCAAAAUUAGAGUACGACUCCUCAUAAGUUAUUCAAAAGAAACAGAUCCACUCACAUUAAAUUUUGUUUCAUCUCUUAAAGCAAUUUGUCCUGAAGUUUCUGGCUGUAAUUUGAAAGUUAAAUUCUUUGAUCUUGAAGAAGAAAGUGCUUGCUUUUUAAAGGAACAGAAAAAUACUUCCCUUCUUAAAAUCAAUCGCAAUAAAUACGUAGUGACUGAUAGAGCUGCUUAUAUUGGUAAUUUUGACUGGGUUGGGACCUAUUUUAAUCAGAAUGCUGGAGCUGGUCUUGUUAUUAACCAGGUAGACAACGGGAACAAAACCAGCAUCAUCAAGCAACUUAGAGCUGUGUUUGAAAGAGACUGGUAUUCACAUUAUGCUAAAAGUAUACCACCGACAAAGCAUCCAAACUGUAUAAGCUACAAGCAUAGCAAAGGAGCAGCUAAUAAGUCUGCAAUGGGCAAUGAAAACUGAAGACUGUUUUACUAUUCACAUGGAGAAACAAAAUGGGACUGAUACCCGCUUCUCCUUUCAUAUUUAUGAAUAACAGACUUUUUAAAAAAAGAAAAAGCAAAAAAAAUUUAUAGGAAAAGCACACUUAUAUAAAAUGUUCUUUCAGCUAUAUUCUCUAUAUUGAAUUAUUUACAAACAUUAGAUUUGUUACUGCAGGCGCUGAAUAUCAUUUCUGCUUUUGCUGGUUUGAAGGAUUCAUGUUUAAAUUUAAAUGCAUGCUCUGAUUCUUCAGUUUUAGGAUUAUUCCUACCUCUCUUUGUUGAUAUUCAUAAGCCUUGACUCAAGUUUGAUAACAAAAUUUUUAGAUUGGCUGAGGGCAGAUUUUUACCCACAAGAAAACACGCAGGUAUGAACAGUCACUCUUGCAUAUAAAUGGCAUAUCCCCAGUGCAUCAUCCUCUGAACCAUAUUUUGGUUUAAGAAUAUAAUUUGAAUAUCUGCUGACAUUUAUCUUAUUAAAUUAUAUUAAAUUAUAUUAAAUAUGAAAUGAUUUAUUUUUCUUGUUAUAAUCCAACCAAAAUGAAAAGGCCAACCUUAACUUUUCUGCCAGCAAGGCAUUAGUCUAAUUUUAAUUUCUGAAAAAUAAUUUACUAUGAAUGUCUUGACUUUCUGGCUGCAAGAAGAUAUUUUCCCUGUAUUUUUCUAAUUUUUUUUACAUUUAUCAGCAAUAGCUUGUAUAUAUAAUUUCGUGCUAUUUUAAAGUAACGCAUCUGCCAAUUUGCUGGAAAUACUCAUCAUUAAACCUCAAAUAGUAAAAUUCUUUCAGGAGGCCUCAUAAUUGUGAACAUUUUGCUUUUCUACUGGUGAGGUAGGUUUGUUUGUCUGUCUUAAUGAAAGAGAACACAGUCAAAUUGUAGAGGCGAUCCUCAUUCACAGAAAGCCUGCACCUGCCUCUGGGCACAGAUGCACAGGUAGUGAGACAGAAUACUAGGGGAGGGAGAGGUCUCUGUGCUUCCAAUUUCCCCAUGCCUCCUUCACAUAUUUUUUAUGCUUGCAACAUAAGAAAGGGCUAGAUGGGGAUAUGGGAGAUGUACACAAAGCUCUGCUAUCCCUCCUAACAUCCAUGUUUGCUGCUUGCAAAGUAGAAAGAGGAGGGAAAACAACCAUAUUGGAAUCCUUUGUGAAUCAACACAGCACUUCCCAUUGUAAGUAGAACAGAAAACUGAAAUGUCAAUUCUUUUCAAAUCUAACUGAAAUGCAUUUCAAAACUACAAUUAUUUUGCCUCAUUGGAGGAAUUCUCAAUCAACAAAGAAGUUAAUCAUUAAAGGGUAAG
Sphaerodactylus townsendi is the source of this 2905-nucleotide messenger RNA. It is a transcript of the gene PLD5, whose product is annotated as phospholipase D family member 5. Gene Ontology annotation, molecular function: catalytic activity. The transcript has 10 exons. NCBI's taxonomy places the organism in Eukaryota, Metazoa, Chordata, Lepidosauria, Squamata, Sphaerodactylidae. The record is from RefSeq and is a predicted model, not a curated record. The coding region runs from base 1 to 1593 and encodes 530 amino acids.